Molecule: messenger RNA, 4121 nt
Organism: Manis pentadactyla (Chinese pangolin)
Lineage: Eukaryota; Metazoa; Chordata; Mammalia; Pholidota; Manidae
Gene: TRPM4
Product: transient receptor potential cation channel subfamily M member 4
Exons: 25
Coding region: 129-3767 (1212 amino acids)
Biological process (GO): calcium ion transmembrane transport
Cellular component (GO): membrane
Molecular function (GO): calcium-activated cation channel activity; ligand-gated calcium channel activity
Source: RefSeq, a predicted model, not a curated record
CCCCCAGACUUCGCCCCGCCCCAGGCUGCGCCGGAAAGUGGCGGAGCCGGUUUGUCCCGGGCGGGUCUGGAACCAGGGCUGGCGGGGCGAAUGUAGGGACCUCUGUAGGUUGCGGCAGCUGCGGCGGCAUGGUGGGCCCGGAGAAGGAGCAGAGCUGGAUCCCCAAGAUCUUCAAGAAGAAGACGUGCACGACGUUCAUCGUUGACCCCACAGAUCCGGGAGGGACCUUGUGCCAGUGUGGCCGUCCUCGCAGUGAGCACCCAUCAGUGGCUGUAGAGGAUGCAUUCGGGGCAGCCGUGGUGACCGUGUGGGACAGUGACUUGCACACCACGGAGAAGCCCACUGAUGCGUACGGGGACGUGGACUUCGUGGGCGUUGGCCAUAAGGCCAGCAAUUUCCUCCGACUCUCUGACCGCACGGAUCCAGCUACAGUUUAUAAUCUGGUCACGCGCACAUGGGGCUUCCGGGCCCCGAACCUGGUGGUGUCAGUGUUGGGGGGUUCGGGGGACCCCAUUCUCCAGACCUGGCUGCAGGACCUGUUGCGACGAGGGCUGGUGCGGGCUGCCCAGAGCACAGGGGCCUGGAUCGUCACCGGGGGGCUGCACAGGGGCAUUGGCCGGCAUGUUGGUGCAGCUGUGCGGGACCACCAAACAGCCAGCACUGGGGGCACCAAGGUGGUGGCCAUGGGCGUGGCCCCCUGGGGUGUGGUUCGGAAUAGAAAGGCCCUCACCAACCCCAAGGGCUCAUUCCCUGCGAGGUACCCGUGGCGUGGUGACCCCGAGGACGGGGUCCAGUUUCCGCUCGACUACAACUACUCAGCCUUUUUCCUGGUGGACGACGGCACGCACGGCUGCCUGGGCGGCGAGAACCGCUUCCGUUUGAGCUUCGAGUCCCACAUCGCUCAGCAGAAGACCGGCGUGGGAGGGACUGGAAUUGACAUCCCUGUCCUCCUCCUCCUGAUCGAUGGUGAUGAGAAGAUGCUGAAGCGGGUAGAGAAUGCCACCAAGGCUCAGCUCCCCUGCCUCCUGGUGGCCGGGUCUGGGGGAGCUGCGGACUGCCUGGCAGAGAUCCUGGAAGACACUCUGGCUCCGGGGGGAGGGGGAAGCAGGAGAGGGAAAGCCCAAGAUCAGAUCAGGCGUUUCUUCCCCAAAGGGGACCCGGAAGCCCUGCAGGCCCAGGUGGAGAGGAUCAUGACCCGGAAGGAGCUGCUGACGGUUUAUACAUCUGACGAUGGCCCUGAGGAAUUUGAGACCAUCAUUUUGAAGGCCCUUGUCAAGGCCUGCGGGAGCUCUGAAGCCUCAGCCUACCUGGACGAGUUGCGUUUAGCCGUGGCUUGGAACCGCGUGGACAUUGCCCAGAGUGAACUCUUCCGGGGGGACAUCCAGUGGCGGUCCUUCCACCUGGAGGCCUCUCUCAUGGACGCGCUACUGAAUGACCGGCCCGAGUUCGUGCGCUUGCUCAUCUCCCACGGCCUUAGCCUGGGCCACUUCCUGACCCCGACGCGCCUGGCCCAGCUCUACAGCGCGGCGCCUCCCAACUCACUCAUCCGCAGCCUUUUGGACCAGGCGUCUCACGGCGCAGGCAACAAAACCCCAGUUCAUAAACCCUCUGCGGAGCCCCAGCUCCCUGACGUGGGGAAGGUGCUGCGGAUGCUGCUGGGGGAGACGUGCGCGCCGAGGUACUACGCGGUGAGCGCCGAGGAUCCCCACCAAGGCCCCGGCUGCAAGGAAAGCACGAAUCUGCUCUCGGAAAGGGCUACCUCGGAACUCGCCCUGGACGCUGUCCUCGGGCAGGCCCCUUGGAGUGACCUGCUGCUCUGGGCACUGCUCCUGAACAGGGCUCAGACGGCCAUGUACUUCUGGGAGAUAGGCUCCAAUGCUGUGGCCUCAGCUCUUGGGGCCUGUCUGCUGCUCCGAGUGCUGGCGCGCAUGGAAUCUGAGGCCGAGGAGGCAGCACGGAGGAAGGACCUGGCGGCCAAGUUUGAGGGACUGGGUGUUGACCUCUUCGGGGAGUGCUACCGCAGCAGCGAGCACCGGGCAGCUCGCCUGCUCCUCCGUCGCUGCCCACUCUGGGGAGAUGCCACCUGCCUCCAGCUUGCCAUGCAGGCUGAUGCCCGUGCCUUCUUUGCUCAGGAUGGGGUACAGUCUCUGCUGACCCAGAAGUGGUGGGGGGAGAUGGACAGCACCACACCCAUCUGGGCCCUGGUUCUCGCCUUCUUUUGCCCCCCACUCAUCUACACCAACCUCAUCACCUUCAGGAGGUCAGAUGACGAGUCCAUACAGAAGGACCUGGCAUUGGGAGUGGAGAGGGACAUCAAUGGAGAAGGGCCUGCCGGGCUGGCAGAGCCCCCUGAGAAGAUGCCCUCGAGGGGGUCACGGCAGCCCAGGCACGGGGUCUGCUGCGGGGGGUGUCCCCCGCGCCUACGCCGCUGGGCCCAGUUCUGGGGUGCGCCGGUGACGGUCUUCAUGGGCAACGUGGUCAGCUACCUCCUCUUCCUGCUGCUCUUCGCUCGGGUGCUGCUCAUCGACUCGCAGCCUGCGCCGCCCUGCACCCUGGAGCUGCUGCUCUACUUCUGGGCCUUCACCCUGCUCUGCGAGGAGUUCCGCCAGGGCCUGGGCAGUGGCUCGGGCAGCCUGGUCAUGGGGGGGCCCGGGCCAGGCCCCGGCCGGGCCCCGCUGCGCCACCGACUGCAUCUCUACCUCACUGACACCUGGAACCAGUGUGACCUAGUGGCCCUCACCUGCUUCCUCCUGGGUGUGGGCUGCCGGCUGACCCCCGGCCUGUAUGACCUGGGCCGCACUGUCCUCUGCCUCGACUUCAUGGUCUUCACGUUAAGACUGCUUCACAUCUUCACGGUUAACAAACAGCUAGGGCCCAAGAUCGUCAUCGUGAGCAAGAUGGUGAAGGACGUGUUCUUCUUCCUCUUCUUCCUGGGCGUGUGGCUGGUUGCCUACGGGGUGGCCACGGAGGGGCUCCUCAGGCCCCAGGACCGUGACCUCCCGAAUAUCCUGCGCCGCGUCUUCUACCGGCCCUACCUGCAGAUCUUUGGGCAGAUCCCCCAGGAGGACAUGGACGUGGCCCUCAUGGAGCAUAUCAACUGCUCGUCGGAGCAGGGCAUCUGGGCGCGCCCACCCGGGGUCCAGGCGGGCUCCUGUGUCUCGCUCUAUGCCAACUGGCUGGUGGUGCUCCUCCUCAUCGUCUUCCUGCUCGUGGCCAACAUCCUGCUGCUCAAUUUGCUCAUUGCCAUGUUCAGCUACACCUUCGGCAAAGUACAGGGCAACAGCGACCUCUACUGGAAGGCGCAGCGCUACAGCCUUAUCCGGGAAUUUCAUUCCCGUCCUGCGCUCGCCCCACCGCUCAUUGUCAUCUCACAUGUGCGUCUCCUCGUCCGACGAUUGCGCAGGCGCCGAGCCAGCUCGUCGCCCUUCCCGGCCUUCGAGCAUUUUCGAAUCCACCUGUCAAAGAAAGCAGAGCGGAGGCUGUUGACGUGGGAGUCGGUGCAGAAGGAGAAUUUCCUAAUGGCGCGCGCGCGGGACAAGCGGGAGAGCGACUCCGAGCGUCUGAAGCGCACGUCGCAGAAGGUGGACAUGGCCUUGAAGCAGCUGAGACAGAUUCGCGAGUACGAGCAGCAGCGUCUGAAGGGGCUGGAACAGGAGGUCCAGCACUGUAGCCGUGUCCUGGAAUGGGUGGCCCAGGCCCUGAGCCGCUCUGCGUUGCUGCCCCCAGGGGAACCACCUCCCCCAGUCCCACCUGAGCCCAGAGACUAAGCCCGGCUGGCAGACCUCAAGGAGUAGCCCCCACGGGGAGUUUUUGCUCCCAAGUAAGGUCUAGCUGGUCUUCAUUCCCUUCACCUGAUGACCUUGUCCUUGAAGCGCGCCCCAUGCCGAUGGACUAGCAGCUGGGCCGCUAUUGGGACCACCACAGGGAGUGUCAUCCCUGUGAACCACAGCGGGAACCAGGCCUCCUCUGGGCGGAUCGGCCUCUGGAGCCCAGGCAUUGCCCCUUAGGAGGCCGUGCCGCAGCCCGCCGGGCAGGGGAAUGCUACAGGGUUAUUGGGGUGCAGGGACCACAGACCCCACUCGCAGCUCCCCACACUGGGGAAAUAAAGCCAUUUGAAAGGA